Heterostelium album PN500 is the source of this 2007-nucleotide messenger RNA. RefSeq lists its product as uncharacterized. The transcript is spliced from 6 exons. Gene Ontology annotation, biological process: protein dephosphorylation. The coding region runs from base 1 to 2007 and encodes 668 amino acids. The record is from RefSeq and is a predicted model, not a curated record. Gene Ontology annotation, molecular function: protein phosphatase regulator activity; calcium ion binding. Gene Ontology annotation, cellular component: protein phosphatase type 2A complex. Lineage: Eukaryota; Evosea; Eumycetozoa; Acytosteliales; Acytosteliaceae.
AUGUUUAAUGCAUUUCAAGAGAGACAACCAACUACGGAUACAAAUAUUAUCAGUGCCAAACUCAAGUUGAAUGAGCUCUUCUUGACUUGGCUUGCGAAACAGGAUACUGUCAACUAUAUUGGCGAGCUCAUCAAUGGGCUAAAUGCUUCAUCACAACCACAACAACAACAACAACAACAACAAAAGAAUACUAGUAAUAACAACAAUAACAACAACAGCACCAAUUCAACAACAAUGAUGACUGUAACCUCAAAUAUCGGUGUUGCUUCGAUACCAAACACCACAGUAAUACAAUCAAAGAAACAACAGCAACAUCAACAACAACAAAGCAUCAUUGACGAGAAAACAAAUAUGGUAUUUGCAGAUGACAACAUGAUCUACGAAGACAGCAACCGUUCCAAAUUCAAUCAGUCCAAGGAGGAUGAAUGUGUCCCCAUAAUUCUAGACGACAACGAUGCGCUCGUUGCUCACCUCUCUGGAUCGGAGCCAGCUGGACCAUCCUCCAGCCCAGGCUCACCUAGCAAAUUCAAACGUAAUCUCACUUCACAGCAACAGGACGAGCUGACUCCUGUGGAACAGCUACACGAACGCAAAGUUUCAAAACGCUCACUUGUUAUACCUCCUUUUUAUAAGCCGCAAUCACCUACUGUCUCUAGUAGUAAAAUGGACGUCGAUAUACAGAAAAUAAAGACACGCUUUGAAAGUAUCAAACCAACCGAACAACAACUACAACAACAACAAUCACUGUCCACAUCUCCAACUAAAACAACACCAACUUUACCACCCGCCAAAUAUUUACAAUCAUUUGAAGAGUUUGAUUCUCUAAUCAAAGAAUUAUAUACAAUGCCAAGAGUAAUAAUAAGACUUUUAUUUAAUUAUAUUGUAACAUUAAAUGAUGAGAAAUUUAUAACUCAGGAUGUAUUUAUAAAAUACUGGAAGGAUAUUUAUAAUAGAAAACCAGAAGAAAUUUUAUUUAAUUUACUUCGAAAAUCACCAAGUUCAACCUAUUUGACUUAUGAAGAUUUUAUAUUUUUUGCAAGAACUCUUCUGGAUUUCCAUCCUGGUCUAGAGUUUCUAAAGAAUACUCCAGAGUUCCAAGAACGUUAUUUGGAAACCAUUAUAGUUCGUAUCUUUUACACCAUCAGUAAAAAGAAAGGAAGAAUUACACUCAGUGAUUUAAUCAGUAAUAAUUUUAUUAAAUCAUUAAGUUUAUUAGAUGCUGAGGCGGAUAUUAAUAAGCAUCUCGAAUAUUUUUCGUACGAACAUUUUUAUGUUAUAUAUUGUAAAUUUUGGGAAUUGGAUACCGAUCACGAUUUAUAUAUUUCAGCACAAGAUCUAGCCAAAUACUCUAAUUUCAGUUUAACAGAGAAAAUGAUUGCCAGAAUCAUUGAAUGCCCAAUUUUCACAGAUUCCAAAACCAAUUUAUUAUCAUAUAAAAAUUUUGUUUGGUUUAUUUUAUCAGAAGAAGAUAAAAACAAUAGCACAAGUAUUGAAUAUUGGUUCAAUUGUCUAGAUUUCGAUUGCGAUGGCAUCUUGAGUUACCAUGAAAUGGAAUACUUUUACAAUGAUCAAAAGGAUAGAUUGGAUAAUCUAAAUUUGGAUCCACCUGUUUUCACUGAUCUUUUAUGUCAAAUUAUCGAUAUGAUUAAACCAAAAGAUUCAGAGAGAAUAACUUUAAUAGAUCUAAAGAAUUCAAAGCUAUCAGGUUAUCUCUAUAAUAUUUUGUUUAAUACUACAAAGUUUUUCAUUCAAGAAACUAAAGAAUCAAUAUGCACAUCCGAUCCAUCUAUGAGCGAUUGGAAUCGAUUUGCAAAGGCUGAGUAUGAAAAGGCACUGGCAGAGGAGACAUUUGAAGAGGAAGACGACGACGACGAUAUGGAUGAAGGAUUAGGUUCGGAGCAUUCAUGGUAUCAAGUUGGUGGUGGUCGAAAUCAAUUCACAUAUCCAUCUGCAUUUGAAGACGAUGAAGAUGAUAGAGAUUUUGGUCAAACACUUUAUUCCAAUUGA